UAUCAGUGAUCGGAUUGUUGAGUAGAUUUUUUAAUUCAGUGGUACGGCUUUUUCCGUGCCCCGUGACUUGCACAACAUGUUUGUCAGUAUGGUAGCUAGCGCGAAGCUCGUUCGCGUGACGCAACAAGAAAGACACGCUGGUUAAAUUUAGCUCUUUGCUUGUCCAUUUUUCCGCUAAGGACGAGCUUACGUUCAGUUAGCGUAGGGACUGGUUUAAACUGGGUUGUCGUUUCGGAAUCGCACGUCGCUCAAAACUGCAGUACCUUUACGUAGUUGUAAAAUUGGUUCGGUUUUUUGAAAAGUGCGUGGUACUGUUAACUGUAUCUGUGUCAAAACAACCAUCAAUUUGUUAAGUAAAAUGGGAACUUUUCUUAGUUUAUGAACUCAUAGUUUUCCCAACAUUGUUGUAGUGCACAUGGAGUUCUUGCUGAAUAGUGGAGAGUACUGUGAAGCUCAGCACAAAUAAAGUGCACAGGAUAGCCUGCAAACUACAAACAUCUCUGCCUGCAGUGUGGUUACGUGCUCGUCAGAAGUACCAGCUGUGGCAUUGAGGCCUAGAAAGAAGUGAACUUUCUUGAAUGGGUUGAAAAACUGUAAACAUAUUUGGAAAAUUUUGCUGGAGCACUCUGGGAAAUAUAGUUGUUUUGAGAAAGUGGAAGGGGGGAAAUUGUGAAUGGCAUAGAUUAAUUUACUAGUGCUUAGCAUAAAAUUGUACGUAAAAGUUACAGAUUGCUUGAAGGGAAAUAAGAUAGUUAUCUUAAAGUAUUACCAAGAACUAUUUAGAAUUGUUAAAAUCUAUCUUUUAAUAUUUUAAAUAAUUUAUCGAAGUGAUAAUUUCUAAGUCAAUAAAACACCGUUUAUUUCCUUUAAAUUUAUUUGAAGAGUGAUAUUUAAUUGUUGGUUUGUGUAAAAAAAUAAAUCUAGGAAAAUAAUUUUACAAAAUUACUCUUGUGUUUUUUUAAAUAGAUAAUUUUAUCCAUAGGAACACGUAAUUGGUUUUAAAAAAUUGCUCAAAUAGUAUUUUAAAUCAUUAACAGGGAAUCCUUGGGCAGCUGUACAAAUUGGUUUAGUAUUAAUAAUUUUUUUACUGCAAAAUGUCUUUCGGAGGAAGCAACGUGCGUUUGAAGGACAUAAGGCCUGCACCAUGUGAAAUAGAAUUUAAGAAUACGAAGUUCCUCAUCACGGAUCGUCCGACCGACCAGAACAUCCACAACUAUAUUCAGGAAUUGAAGAAACACAAUGUUAAGGAUGUAGUGAGGGUUUGUGAGCCAAGUUACAACACAGACAAACUAAAGAAGGAAGGUAUCAACGUUUAUGAUUUGGAAUUUGAUGACGGCAGCCCUCCCCCAGAUGAGGUGAUAAAUAAGUGGUUUGAGCUUCUGAGGAAAAGGUUUCACGAAGCACCUGGUUCGUGCAUUGCUGUUCAUUGCGUUGCGGGACUCGGACGGGCUCCAGUAAUGGUUGCGUUAGCCCUCAUUGAACAAGGCAUGAAGUACGAGGAUGCUGUAGUCUUCAUUAGAGAGAAACGUCGAGGCGCCAUUAAUGCUAAACAACUGGCUUAUCUAGAAAAAUACCGUCCGAAGUCACGUCUGAAGGUCAAGAAUGGAAAAAAAAAUUCCUGUACGUUACAAUGAUGAUAUUAGUUAGGUGUUUAGUUAUUAAAGUUUUCUUUGCCUUCAAUUAUUUGUUAUUUUGAAACAAUUUUAUGUAGAGUAUGGAAGAAAGCAAUUAAAUGGCAGAAUUUAUUUGGGGGGAAUUUGUAAAAAGAUUUUAAAUUUGUGGUUCAGAUUUUCAAAAUAUGUUUUUACAAAAAAAAAAAAUUGGUUGGCUGUUUUUUUUUAUUCAUGUAUAAUUUACAUUCAUGUUUGUCAUUAGGUGGCAUGUCAUGAAUGUACUGUUGUACUUUAUUUUACAUGCAUAAGUAUGUUUAUGUUAACUUGAUGCAUUGUACAAAAUUGUUGGUUUUUAUAUUCAAGAAUAUAAACUGUUUUGAAUGUG
This is a messenger RNA of Bacillus rossius redtenbacheri, 1998 nucleotides long. RefSeq names its product PRL-1 phosphatase-like. Gene Ontology annotation, biological process: protein dephosphorylation. Gene Ontology annotation, molecular function: protein tyrosine phosphatase activity. The coding region runs from base 1095 to 1634 and encodes 179 amino acids. The record is from RefSeq and is a predicted model, not a curated record. The transcript is spliced from 5 exons. NCBI's taxonomy places the organism in Eukaryota, Metazoa, Arthropoda, Insecta, Phasmatodea, Bacillidae. Gene Ontology annotation, cellular component: nucleus; cytoplasm.